Messenger RNA from Hyaloscypha bicolor E, 864 nucleotides. RefSeq lists its product as uncharacterized. Gene Ontology annotation, molecular function: DNA-binding transcription factor activity, RNA polymerase II-specific; zinc ion binding. The record is from RefSeq and is a predicted model, not a curated record. Lineage: Eukaryota; Fungi; Ascomycota; Leotiomycetes; Helotiales; Hyaloscyphaceae. The transcript has a single exon. Bases 1 to 864 code for a protein of 287 amino acids. Gene Ontology annotation, biological process: regulation of DNA-templated transcription.
AUGGAUGCGAUGGACAUUGACUUUGAGGAUUCCCAUACAGCUCCCUGUCCACUUUUGAGCAGAAGGGACUUGGUAGAAUUCCGAACUCCUCAUGUCUUGGUCAAGCUAGGCUUAGAGCAAAACCAAGGCCCACUGGACAUGCAGCAGUGCCUACGGUGGCUGGAGAGCGUACCCUUUCUUGGAAAGCGGGCCAAGAUUGAAGCCGUCUAUCCAAGCUUUUCAACAUUGAUCGUUCUGUCGAUGCUGAUAUCUGUCUGGGAUAUGCUUCCCGACCACCCUUCUUGUACAUUCAUCGGAUAUAUUACUGGGCCUAGCUCCCAUCCGGAGUCAGCGAAAGCAAAAGGGCUCUCCACUGAAUUCCCCGAGGGCCGCCUCUCAAAUCCGUCGGCCGCUUUUGGACCCGGAGAAGUUGCAAUGGCGAAGCAAUUUCCCGGGCCUGAGUUGCCUUCCGCCAGACCAUGGUCACAUCGCAGUCUUGCGUCGAACCUGACAGCCGACUCCGGUUAUCAGGAUUCAGAUGAAUAUCAACCACAAACUUACGCCGAACUAAUGUUUAAGAGCUGCCUGAAGAGCUCGAACCUAACGCCCAAACCCAAACUCAAGCCCCCAAUUAACACACCCAAAAACUUGCAUGACCGCAUGCUUGACCUUAAAAAUGACGUUCCCGACUCGGUUCAAUCAACUGCUCUUCCCACCAAUUUCGCAACCCAGAGCCUAUCUGAUGCUGAGGAUCUUAUACCAACGACAUGUUCCCGCUGUCGAUUGUACAAAACUCGAUGCCGCAGGGAAACGCCGCAUUCCAUCUGCGUUUCUUGCAUUGCUGUGGGCAACCUGAAUUAUGAGGUAUUCCUUGAGUUUAAAUGA